Lottia gigantea (owl limpet) is the source of this 1314-nucleotide messenger RNA. RefSeq lists its product as hypothetical. Gene Ontology annotation, cellular component: membrane. The transcript has 13 exons. Gene Ontology annotation, biological process: molybdate ion transport. The record is from RefSeq and is a predicted model, not a curated record. Bases 1 to 1314 code for a protein of 437 amino acids. Gene Ontology annotation, molecular function: molybdate ion transmembrane transporter activity. NCBI's taxonomy places the organism in Eukaryota, Metazoa, Mollusca, Gastropoda, Lottiidae.
AUGAAUAUCUUUCUACUGGGAUUCUGGAUUUUAUGUGUCGUCUGUGCUGUUUUGUUUUUGUACACAAGAUCGACUUUGUCACCUGUAAACAAUGCAAGCUUCUCCAACUUUCAAAGAUCGUAUUUGGUGGUGUAUUUACUGGCAAUGGCUGGGGACUGGUUACAGGGACCACAUGUCUAUGCCUUGUAUGAAAACUAUGGAAUGACUCCCCAUCAGAUUGAUCGAUUGUUUGUAGCAGGAUUUGGUUCCAGUAUGAUGUUUGGUACCAUUGUUGGUUCUUUUGCUGAUAAAUAUGGGAGAAAAACAAACUGUAUUUUAUAUGGUGUAUUGUAUGGAUUGGCCUGUAUCACAAAGCAUUUCAACAAUUUCUGGAUUCUGAUGUUGGGACGUCUGCUAGGAGGAAUAGCUACCUCUAUAUUAUACAGUGCCUUUGAAUCAUGGUUAGUGUGUGAACACAAUAAGCGUGGCUUUGAGAGUGAGUUAUUAAGUAAUAUAUUCAGUAAUGCUGUACUAGGAAAUUCUCUGGUUGCUAUAUUUGCUGGUCUGGUAGCUCAAUAUUUCGCUGAUAUUUUUGGUUUCGUAGCACCGUUUGACCUAUCAAUGGGUGUAUUGACUAUAAUGGUUAUUAUAACUCUCAUGACAUGGCCAGAUAACUAUGGUGAUAAAUCUUCUAAUAUUAGAGAAUCAUUUCAUAAGGCAAUAUCUACUAUAAAAACAGAUCAGAAAGUUCUGUGUUUAGGUUUGAUUCAAGCUAUGUUUGAAGGGUCUAUGUAUAUAUUUGUAUUAGAAUGGACCCCAGCUCUCACCCCAAUGACAGAAGAUGGUCAUCGUGGUGCCAUUCCUCAUGGACAUAUCUUUGCUGCUUUUAUGGUAGCCAUUAUGAUAGGAUCAUCAAUGUUUAAAUUAUUGUCAAAAUUUACCUCAGUCGAGUCGUUCAUGAGAGUUGUAUUAUUCAUAUCAUCAUUAGCAUUGUUAACACCAAUAUUAUUUCAUGGGAAUCAAACUGUGAUAUUUAUUGGGUUUAUUGUAUUUGAAACAUGUGUUGGUAUAUUCUGGCCCUCUAUUGGUACACUACGUGGUAAAUAUGUACCUGAAGAAACUCGAGCAACUAUAAUGAAUUGUUUCCGAGUUCCAUUAAAUUUAAUAGUGGUUGUUAUUCUACUUCAGGAUCUAACUAUAAAUGUUGUAUUUGGUUGUUGUACAACAUUUUUAUUAGCAGCAGCCCUCUCUCAACAUUGGCUAUACAGGUUAGUACACUUUAUUUUAAUUAUUAUACUAUUAUAUUGUGGUCUGAAUUAUUUUCUUCCAAACUAG